Messenger RNA from Triplophysa dalaica, 1782 nucleotides. RefSeq lists its product as uncharacterized. The transcript is spliced from 8 exons. Lineage: Eukaryota; Metazoa; Chordata; Actinopteri; Cypriniformes; Nemacheilidae. Gene Ontology annotation, molecular function: structural molecule activity. Gene Ontology annotation, cellular component: viral envelope. The record is from RefSeq and is a predicted model, not a curated record. The coding region runs from base 16 to 1215 and encodes 399 amino acids.
CUGGUGAAGAAGAAAAUGAUCUGCUCUGUGAUUGUUUUGCUUUGGCUCUUGCCUGGCAUGUCUUCGGAGGAAAUUCCAUCUCCUGAAGUUUCCAGAGAUUAUCAAUCAUCUACAGAUCCAAAGCAAUGCGCCAUUUUGUGUUUAGUGCCGACUGUGACGCAGGCAAAUCUCUUGUGGAUUAAUGGAAGUGUUUUAUACUCCAGCCUCAUGAUCACUGAUCUCAAUACCAAACUUUAUCUAGUGGUGGAUUAUCAGGAUAAAAACAACUACAGCUGUGUGGUGUCCAGUUCAGGCGUGAAUCAGACGGCACAUCUCAACAUUUCCCGCAUCUGUCAGCAAUGCAGAGAUGAAAACUUAACAGUAUCAACGAGUGAAGGCGAUUCUGUAGCUUUACCAACUAACCUUACUCAAGUGGAAUACGAGGAUCUCAUACAGUGGUUGUACCUGAAUGGAAAAGACGAUAUCAUUGCUGAUCUUUAUGAAAACAACAGCAAUGUAGAAUAUGAUGGUAGAUUCAAAGACAGACUACAGCUGGACAAUAAAACUGGAUCUCUCACCAUCACCAACAUCAGUAAAAUACACUCUGGACUCUACAAACUAAAGAUCACUAAUGCACCUCUUAUCAAAUGCCUGACGAAGAUCUAUUUUGUUAAUGUCUACGAUUCUCUGCCCAAGCCUGUCAUCACCAAAAACUCAACACGAUGUUCUUCAUCAUCAAAAUGUGUCGUGAUGUGUUCAGUGAAUGUGACGGGUGGGACUCUCUCCUGGUAUAAUGGAAGCAGAUUAAACUCCAGCAUCAGUGUGACUGAUCGCAAAAGAAGCAACUUUCUGUAUCUGGAGGUGGAAUAUCAGGAUACAAACACAUACAGCUGUGUGGUGAACAACUCAUUCACCAACAUAACUACACAACUUCACAUCAGUGUAUUAUGUAAAGAUAACAGCCAGAAAAUAACAAUUAUAGUUAUUGGUGUUUUGGUUCUUGUGGCGGGUAUAAUUGCUUUUUUAAUAUGGAGGAGCAGACGAAGUCAAGACGGUGCCAGUGGAAGUCAAGGUCAGGCCAACGCUGCUCCUGCACAAAUCGCCGGGGCAUCUGGACAUCAUCCAUUAGACAACACUUCUAAUACAGGGGCACCUCUGAUUGGUCAAGCCUCAUCUUCGCAAUCGCAGGAAACUACCCCCUUAAUCCACACUGCUGCAAAUAAUAUUGAACAAUGAGCUAACAUACACCACAAAUCAUAUAGAAUCCUGAAGUUUCUGAUAAUGAGUCACAUCUCAUUGGUUGUUGUGUCUCAAGUCAUGAUAUGCAUCAUGACGAGACACAGAUAUGAUGACUAGUCAUGAGACAUGUGAGAACCAACGAGAUUCAGCAUGUCGCCAUUUUUAAACAGACCUUGCUGGGCUUUACAUGGAUUACUUUUAUGAUGAAUGGAUUCAAAAACUAUUCAAUGGCAUUACAAAGCUGGGAAAAUAUUUUCUUUAAAUGGUUUCUCUAAUUCUACCAAUUCUGCAAUUUAUUUUAAUAUUUCAAGUAAAUUCAUGUAUAAUGUUACGAACAACAAUUUUGCUUUAACUCAAUGUUGAUGAAUUUCAGUUUGUCAAAGAAUCACCUUGCAUCGAUGAAGCUAUAAAGAUUCAUUGACCUCAAAUGUACAGAACAGAUAAAUGAUCUUUUAAGGCUCUAAAUCUGUGAGCAUUACAUUUCUAAAUUAAUAUUUAGGAUUUUUGUCACACCUAAAGCAAUGUUCAUGUUCUCAUCUCUGAACAAUACACUAAUGAGAUCAU